This is a messenger RNA of Magnolia sinica, 909 nucleotides long. Its product is annotated as flowering locus K homology domain-like. The record is from RefSeq and is a predicted model, not a curated record. Gene Ontology annotation, cellular component: nucleus; cytoplasm. The transcript has 3 exons. Gene Ontology annotation, biological process: regulation of gene expression. Gene Ontology annotation, molecular function: mRNA binding. Lineage: Eukaryota; Viridiplantae; Streptophyta; Magnoliopsida; Magnoliales; Magnoliaceae. The coding region runs from base 33 to 563 and encodes 176 amino acids.
GUGGUUCUGGUUUUGGGGGUAAUCCUCAAUUCAUGCCUCCACGGCAACAUGAUAAUUAUUACCCACCACCUGACCUUCCUCCUCCAGACAGACAGCCUCGACAGGGUUUUCCUCCAUUUGGAAGAGACAUGCCACCCAUGGGGGUUCAUACCCCGACAAGCGCGCAACUGCCGCAACCAAUCAUUACUCAGAUGACUCAGCACAUGCAAAUUCCACUAUCAUAUGCUGAUGCUGUAAUUGGCACAGCUGGUGCAAGUAUUAGCUAUAUUCGUCGUGCCAGUGGUGCAACCAUUACAAUACAAGAAUCGAGGGGUGCGCCGAGCGAAAUGACUGUUGAGAUCAAUGGAACUGCCACACAAGUCCAAACUGCUCAGCAAUUGAUACAGAAUUUCAUGGCUGAUGCUGCUGGAGGCUCACAGAAUCCAAUGGGCUCCGCCGAUCCAGGAUACAAUUCUUAUCAGACGCACAGCUCUGUGUAUGCUUCUCCCCCCUCUAAUGCUGGACCUGCCGGCCAUGCAGGUGGAGGCUACGGUUCAGUUUAUGGCACCAACUAUGGUUAUUAGGCAAAUGAAGACUGAAUCAGUUGGCCAAUAGAAACAAUGGUAAGUUUAGUGAAGACUACCCCUUACAUGAUAGGAUUGGGUUUUCUUCUUUGCAGAGGCAGUUUUAAUCCUAUAAACCAAGAUUCCUGGCCCUGGCCUCUGCUUUUUAAUUAAUGUUGUGUUGUUGGUUACUGUAACAUUAGGCAAACCUCAUGGUUUUAUAUUAUUAAUUAAGCUUGUCUUUUUUGUUCUUCUUUGUGUCAGUGCACCUGUAGCUGCGCUCUACUCUCUUACUUCACCCAGUCAUGUAAUGCUGCUGAUUCAUGUGUACCUGUAACUUUAUAUUGAUGUAUUUGCUUUCCAUGCA